Molecule: messenger RNA, 910 nt
Organism: Gryllus bimaculatus (two-spotted cricket)
Lineage: Eukaryota; Metazoa; Arthropoda; Insecta; Orthoptera; Gryllidae
Source: the annotation of a GenBank genome assembly
AUGUCGUCGGAGAGGGUGACGACGUUGUCCGUCGAACUCUUCCUCAUUUUGAAGAUGGUUCAUGGCUGGGAUGCAAGGCUACCUAAUGUGAUGGAUGAAGUUGGUUUGUACGCAACAGCAAUAGCCGGAGGAUUAGCAUUUCUUAUCAUCGCAGCUCACCUUCUUCUCUUGCUGUGUUUGAUAAUCGACUCGGUAUCAACGGGAACAAUCGUAAUUGACAGAACAAAAGUUCGAAGUAGCAUUCCCAAAAUUAUUUUGGAUCGAGUAAUACAAGACGAAGAGUAUGACGAUGUUAGUUGGGAUGAAAUAGUGGAGGCGGAAGGUAUUCACGCACACGACCAGUUAGCACCGGAUGCAAGGCAAGAAAGGGAGGAAUCUGAAAUUAAUUUGCUAAAAGAAGACCAAAAGUCCAUGAAGUCCCUCUGAAUUUUAUUAAGAGGACCACGUCAGAUGGUUAAAAAUAAAUACUAUUUGGUUCAAAUGUUUCAUGCAAUGCAGGUAUUUAUGAAUUGAUAAACAAGUUUUGUAAUAAAAUGCACACAAAGCUGAAAAUGUUGAGUGCAGUGACUAUUAUUACACCAUAACAAUAAAUCAACUUGAAAAUACAUUCCUAGAUGAUCUUGUGAAAAAAAUGUAGUUUUUUUUAUAGAAUUAAUCCAUUUCCUCUUUAGCAAGAUAAAAAAUAAUCAAAGAUAUAACUGAUAUGUUGUUUAUUUAAGAUUUUGAGUACAGAAAUAAACCUUCUGAACAUAGAACAUUUAUAUUUAACCCUUUGUAUAAGAGGACAAGAGAAACAAUACUUCCAUUUUAUUUUAUAAUCAAUAAAGGUUUAUAAUGUUUAACACAGGCCAACAAUGUACUAUAAUAAAAUACAUCUUUGCAUCAAUUGUUUAAUUUUUCAACAGAAGUA